UUGACGUCACCAAAGUAGCGUCUGCUAAUAAAAUGGCGGCGGCGGAGAUUCAGAUAGUGAAUCCCUCUAAUUUAGCAAAAGUAGAAAGUUUUCUCAAUGACCCGAGUUAUAAAGAGAUUAUUGAGAACUCGUCAACGUUCAACUCGCGAUUAUGUGCGGAACGGAGGAUGCGUAUGCCGUUUAUCGACACACAGACCGGUGUCGCACAGAGCCACUGCAAUUUAUUUAUGACAAGAAGACAACGCAUGCCAGGCCAGAAAGAAGGACAAGUGUACACAUACCCAGCUCAGAGAUGGCGCAAAGCCCGCCGCCAGUACCUCACAAUGUCAUCAACACGAUGGGGUUGGGCCGGAGCACCAGACUCCUUGGAUGUCACCGGUGAAGGAGAGAACAGUUCCGGUGUCCCCGGAGAUGCACUAGCUGGUGAUGACAGCAGAGACGGCUCACAGACUGCUGCUAAAGAUGAUCCAAAGCACUCUUUGCCCCAGGAAUGGUUCUACGAUGAACUAGCAAUGGAGGAAAUGGAGACAGGUGAAGAGCCCGAAGCGGAGUCUGAUGAGGACUACUAUGAUGAUACGUACGCGAACAGGCGCAAGCGGCGCGGCGGGGCCACGCCGACGGGGCCCGGGUCCCGCGGGGGCCGCACGCGGAAGUCGCAGCCUGAUGAUACGCCCGCCAAGAGGGGCAGAGCUGGGCGAGGUCGCGGCAAGCGCGCACAAGGAACUCUUCCAUACGAGGUGCCCGGCGACAGCGAGAAACCUUUCGGCUGUGAACUAUGCGGUGCCAAGUACAAGACGCGACCGGGCCUCACGUACCACUUCACGCACACACACAAAGACCCGGCAGGGGCCGGGGCGGGUGCCGGCGCUAGUGACGGCGACUCUCGCGACUCACGGCCCGGGGCCCAUACGCCGCCCGCGCAUUCGUCGGCACCGAUGCAGCCAGCGACUGAAUAUCAAGAUAGCUACGUCACUUUCCUUAAUAAUCCCGCAGUGGGGACUGCUGGUCCACCCGUGCCUCCCGUGCGUCGGCCUUCGCCCCCGCCCAGGCCUGCGUCGGCGGACACGUCUAGUUCUGACUCGGCGCAUGUGCCGUUGUCGGCUGCCGUGCAUGCAGCGCCUUCAGCACCCGUGGCCUCGGCCUCCGCGACCCCUGAGGUCAAGGAACCUGGAGUUACUAAGGCGAAGGAGGCGUCACCAUCACCAUACUGCGACUUCUGCCUCGGCGAUGACCGUGAAAACAAGAAGACAGGCACUCCAGAACAGCUAGUCAGCUGCUCCGACUGCGGCAGAUCAGGUCACCCAACCUGCCUGCAGUUCACAGUGAACAUGAUCGUGUCGGUGCGCAAGUAUCGCUGGCAGUGCAUCGAGUGCAAGUGCUGCUCCGUCUGCGGGACUAGUGAUAAUGACGACCAGCUAUUGUUCUGCGACGACUGUGACCGCGGCUACCACAUGUACUGCCUGGCGCCGCCGCUGGACACGCCGCCCGAGGGCUCGUGGUCCUGCGCGCUCUGCCUCAAGGAGUUCCACAGCAAGCACUGAGCGGCAGGUAUUAAACAGAAAGGGCCGUGAGAGAGAUAGAUAGGUAGGUGAGAUAACGAAUUAUAGCGGCAGUAAGGUUCUAGGGUACAAGCAAGUGAUCAGAUAGUGUUGCUAUAAGUUAGCGGGACUGUAAACAGUGUUGCCAUAGUCUAGUGAGAUUGUGAGAUUGUAAGCGGGGGGGGGGACGGUACUGAAGUAUUUUGAUUUUUUUUGUAAUAUAUUUAUCUGUAGACCGCUAUAUGAUGGCCAUAUUUAUUCUUGUAAAUUGCUUGGUUUUCUAUGUAAAUAAAUAUUGAAAAAUAUCUUGUAUAGCAUAAAUAUGGAUUGUAACUUCAUACAACUUUCUCUAUUUUUUACAUAUUUAUCAAUAAUGCUCUACGUUCGAAAUGUUUGCUCCAACCCUAAUAAUUUUUGCUAAGAUUCAAACAAAAUAUAGUUAAAAACUUCAGUACUGUGAAUUCCCUCGCGAAAUUCUUCAUGUAAUCGUAUCGCCGAAUCAGCGUCACUACGUUUAGCGCUCUUUCUACCUCUACCGGUGCUUGCUUUAGUAUUUUUUAUUUAUUUACCUUUUUACACGCGACGCAGGGUUGAUUUAUUACGUAGAAUUUUGAAUUUUGUACUCAACCAAUGACAUGUACAACCCAUAAUUAUCUGCUUAGUCUUUGAAUGCAUUGGGGUCGACUAUGUCUAUGUAUGCAAACUGUCAAAAGAGUAAGGGUCCGUUCAAACAGACCGGCAUUUUUCUUUUCACACAGACCGGAGCCGGAGACCGGAGCAUGCAAUCGGACCCAAACGUCAAGAAAAAUUACGCGAUCGGAGCCGGUCGGCUCCUCUUAUUAUUUCACACCGAGCGCCUUCGAGCAUUCUUAAUGACAAAAGCAAUGCACAUCCAAAAAUAAACCUUACUACAAAUACUAAAAACUCGAUUUUCAACGUGUUAAGAAUUUGCUCUUCUCUCCGAGCCGGUCUGUCUGAGCGGCUAAAGACUAGGUACCUCUUUGUGCAUGUCACUGGCCGAUAGUACACAUGGAUUUUGACCCUUACAUGAAGGGAAUGUUUUAAAAAAAAUGAAAUGAAGAAGAAACGUUAGAAUUAUUAGUUGGUAAAUUAAAACAUUUUUGGAAUGAAGAAUAUUUUAGAGUAUUUUUUGUGGUUAAUAUUUCAGUUUGUUUUUGUUAAUAAAUUGACAGAAAAUAGUGAAAAUGACGAGUAAUAUAAAUGUAGGGUCUUCUUAUUUUAUAAAAACAGUAUAUACCGAGAUUAUUUAUGUUAUAAAUAUGUAGUGGUGUGUUUGGACAUUUUUUGUACUAUUUUUUAUUAUUUUCGUAUUUUUUGAAUACUUAUUUUUUACUUAAACAAAUUAGGUUGUGGAUUUAAAAAUAAUUAAAUGAUGGUAGUUUAGACUCUCAAAAGUACUUUUUAUUUUUAAACUUAUGUAUAGAAAAUUCAAAUGGUUGUUUUGUGUUCGAAGUUGGCUUGGCUGACUGAAUGGUAAAGCAUUGUUUAUAUGGACGAUCUGUCAUAUAACAAUGACAGUUGUUAGAAAAGAGACAUCGAAAAAAAAUCUUCCAGAUUUUAUAACAUUUUUUAUUAAAAUAAAAUGCGUAAUUGGUCAACCCUACAGGCGAUUUCGUAUCGAUCAAACUUUCCAGUCUCGUAUCAUCUUAUGCUAAGCUACUAAGGUUCUUAUUGUAAUAAGAUUAGACUAAAAUCGUAUGUAAAUGUAAAGUCGCGGGCGAAUCCAGUCAUUAUACGUAAUAUUAUAACUGUUCGUGUAUAGGUUUUCACCUUUGAAAGUGUCCAUUUCUAGUAGUUUCUUCGUGGAAUUUGUCUGUAGAUAUCCGGAUUUUAGGACGGAUCUUAAGAUCUGGAAAUCCGGAUGUUUGGCUGGCUGAGUUGUGAAAAAUUUUUGAGUGGUUUUUCGACUUGUUGAGACUUCAAACCUCUUGGUCUCAGGAUGAAGACCACAUCACCAUUUACAUGUGUCUUGUAAGAAUAUCUUUAACAUCUGGGUCGUUUUUAAAUUGAACUCACUAUACAUGUUUAACAGAGACGGAUCUAUUCACCCUGUAUAGCGUCCUCUCUUUACCACAUUAAUUAUUUCAGAUACCAAAAAAUAUUCAAGUCGAAGAAAAGUAAAUAUUGUACAGAUUUUGAUAUGUAUAAAAUUGUUCACAACUCAUUUAACACUAGUAAGUUUCACCGCUUCGAUCGCUGUCUGCAUUUAGCGCCGUGGUACCAAAAGUACCGCGCGUGGUACCAGAAGUACCGCGGUACCAAUCUGUUAAAAAUAUAAGUACAUUAGUAUAUAUCAUGUAUGUUUAAGAUAACGGUUAACGCAAUGUGUGACAUUGUUAAUUAAAAAAAUAUGGCUCUAGUUCUACGGACACGAUGGUUUUGAACUUUUAGUGUGGAGGCUAGUCGAGUUCUCGUAUAUCGAUAAAAUUUACCACACGAAGUUUUACUAUAAUAUGUAUACCAUUUGGGUAAGCUGUAUUCUUUAUAAGGUCAGCAUCCUUUCACUACCUUACUUCGAUACUUACACCAGAUUAUCUGAAAAUUAACAUUACCUUGACUGGUACUUAUUUGAAGGUGUCCCAGGCCAUAAGUCAUAGGAUACUAAAAAAUAUCUAAACUAGAAUACCUCUUACCCAAAGGGUUUUGUCCUACAGUGUAUUCGGCUAGCCUUCAACAUAAUGUGGGUACAAUCUUGUACUCAAAAUAUCUCUUCAUCGACAAUUCGUAGCACAUCUAUUUUAUGUUAGUCGCUGCUCAUUAUUAUACAAUACUUAAUUACAUUUAAUAUUUUAUACUUUAAGUAUAUCUACGACUGUGGUCUGAUCGUUUCCUUAGAACUUCUGGUUUUCAUGUUGCUGUUUUAAAUUGGGUGAUAUCGACAACACGGUUUAAUAAAAACCUAUAAAUAAGAGGAUCGAGUAUGAUAUGAUAUACUUACAAUAAUUUUAAUAAGAAUCACUAGACUUGUCUACAACAACAAGACAGAUCAGAUAUUAAUUUUUUGAAGUCUUAUAAUUGCCAAUAGAAAAAAAUAUCGAUAGAAUAUUUGACCAUCCCUAGUCUGCGUGUACAGUGUUGUCAUUAACCACCCAAUAGUGAAAAGUAACAAUUCUAUUAUGUAUUUUUGUACUAAUCGUAAACGAACACAUGAUUGGCGAAAUCCACAAGCAUUCCAGUUUUUUUAUAUAUUCGUGGAAUUCAUUUGUCAUAUCUAUAAAUAUUAGUGGACAUUCAGUUUGUGCAAAAAUCUCUUAGGAUUGAACUUUUUUCAAUAGUAUUUUUUUUUUGUGUAAAAACUAAUUUGUAAGACCACGCAGCCUAGUCUAACACUACUAAAAUUUUAGUAAAAAAAAAAAAAAAAAAACAGUCGAAACUACUCCCUUUUUAUGUCGGUUAAAAUAUGAUAACUUUUUUUUGGGAUAAAAUCAUAAUUUGUGUACAUGUAUUAUUUAAAAGUAAAUUGUAUUAUCUAGCGCAAACUGAAUGUUCGCCCUUUAUGUACUAACUAAUGGAUUUAUGUUUAAAUGUGUGAAGAAUAUUACCAGAUAUAUGCGUUGUUAAGAAUCGAGUAGGAUUAGAAAAACGCACAAUUUUGAUUCUAUUGUUUUUGAUAUUUUAAUAUUGUCUCGCAAGACCUAUAAAGUUGGCAAACCAAGAAAUAAUAUAGUUUGUCACAGCAAGAACUUCAAGUUGUCACCCACUAAUAAUUUGUUUGUAUUUUUUAUUUCAUAUACCGCUUAUGUCUGGUAAAAUUUAAUGUUAGAGUAAAGUAAAAUUGUCGUAAGUAAAGCUGUGAUCAGAUUAGGAGGUUGUGAUGGGAUAAGAGUGGGUUUACAAGGAUUUUUUAAAUAAUAAAAAAAUAUGCUUUUUAUUUUUUAAGAUUAGUAACUUAGCGCAAGUACCGAAUUUUGCUUUAAUGUAAUAACGAACAAGUUUAUUAUUCCUGCCAGCUUGAAUCCUGUGUCGCGUGGCCGUCGGCACGAAUUGUAUAUUUGUCAGAGAAAUGGCUCAGUAGGUACGUAGUUUGUACUGCGGUGACUGGCGGAUGCACUCUCGCGACAAAUGCCUCAUUGCCUGUUCUUUCCAAUAACAUUUAGGAAUACCCCUGUAUUUCGAAAUUGGAUUAGAAUUUAUAUUCUGUGGUGUUCAUUAUAUCUGUGCGUCCCACCGCUGUCAUCCAUGAAACUAAAGAAUGACAGCGUGUGACGAAUAGACCGUUAAUUUUACGAUUUUUUUAAUGUAACAAACUCAAAUCAUGACUAUAUUUUAUAGGCUCGAAAUGUGUUUAUAUUUUUUAAGUUUUAUUUCUUAUGACUGAAUAAUUAUUUACGCAUUGUUUUUUCUUUUUUGUAAUAUUAUGGUGACUGGUUCUCAAUCCAAUUUCGAUACGGCUGGGUUCCGAUUAAUAAUAUUGAAUUUGUUAGAUUAUAUUGUAAAGUAAGGUUUCCAUCCUGUAAUAUUGUGUCAUAACUAUUUGUGGUGACGUAACUGAUAUAAAUUGAAACGAAAUGUA
This is a messenger RNA of Helicoverpa zea (corn earworm), 6072 nucleotides long. It is a transcript of the gene d4, whose product is annotated as zinc finger protein ubi-d4. The record is from RefSeq and is a predicted model, not a curated record. NCBI's taxonomy places the organism in Eukaryota, Metazoa, Arthropoda, Insecta, Lepidoptera, Noctuidae. The coding region runs from base 33 to 1541 and encodes 502 amino acids. The transcript is spliced from 12 exons. Gene Ontology annotation, biological process: nervous system development. Gene Ontology annotation, cellular component: nucleus; nBAF complex.